Molecule: messenger RNA, 4292 nt
Organism: Siniperca chuatsi (mandarin fish)
Lineage: Eukaryota; Metazoa; Chordata; Actinopteri; Centrarchiformes; Sinipercidae
Gene: st7l
Product: suppression of tumorigenicity 7 like
Exons: 15
Coding region: 1-1707 (568 amino acids)
Molecular function (GO): protein binding
Source: RefSeq, a predicted model, not a curated record
AUGGAUUUUUAUUGCGAUUUCAAAAUAGAAGUCAUCUUACUUCGUGAUCACGUGACUCCUGUGUUUACAGGCAUCCGGAGAAACAUGGAGGACACCUCUGGCAGUAAUCCUCAAUCUCUCGGAUUUACAGAGAAAUUAAAGUCUUGGCUCUCUUGGUCAUGGACUUACGUGUGCUUCAUUUGGUUCGGCAUGGUGCUGAUCAUGAUAUACGUCCUGUGGAGCCCGCUGAAACUGCAGGAAACUCUUACCUCAGCCUCAGUGUUUUUGAAUACACUGACCCCCAAAUUCUAUGUGGCUCUCACUGGAACUUCCUCUCUCAUCUCUGGACUCAUCCUUAUAUUUGAGUGGUGGUAUUUUCGUAAAUAUGGGACCUCGUUCAUUGAACAAGUGUCAGUGAGCCACCUGCGUCCUCUUCUGGGUGGAGUGGAGAGCAGCUCCACGACUGGUCUGUUCGCAUCAGUUAAUGGAGAGGCAGAGCCUAGGCCCAGUGUUUCAGAGUGUAAGGUCUGGAGGAACCCUUUGAAUCUGUUCAGAGGAGCAGAAUACAACAGGUACACCUGGGUAACAGGGAAGGAACCCUUAACGUACUAUGAUAUGAACCUGUCUGCUCAAGACCAUCAGACCUUCUUCACAGGAGACACGCCGCAGUUAAGGCCAGAAGAUGCUGUGAUGCAGAAAGCCUGGAGAGAGAGAAAUCCUCAAGCCAGGAUCAGAGCAGCUUACCAGGCUAUAGAAAUGAAUCAUGAAUGUGCUGCAGCCUAUGUGCUCCUAGCAGAGGAAGAAGCCACAACUAUCACAGAAGCUGAACGCCUCUUCAAAAAAGCCCUAACUAUCGCUGGAAAAGAUAUCAACUUACUGGUGUACAUUAAACGCAGGCUGGCAAUGUGUGCACGCAAACUGGGACGGAUUAAAGAAGCAGUAAAAAUGAUGAGAGAUUUAAUGAAGGAGUUCCCACUGUUGGGAAUGUUAAAUAUACACGAAAACCUCUUGGAGGCACUUCUAGAGCUUCAGGCAUAUGCUGAUGUCCAAGCAGUCCUUGCCAAAUAUGAUGACAUCAGCUUGCCAAAAUCAGCCACUAUAUGCUACACAUCUGCACUGUUGAAAGCACGGGCUGUAUCAGAUAAGUUCUCUCCAGAAGCCGCGUCGAGGCGAGGGCUAAGCACAGCAGAGAUGAAUGCUGUGGAGGCCAUACACAGAGCUGUUGAGUUCAAUCCACAUGUGCCAAAGUACUUAUUGGAGAUGAAGAGCCUGAUCCUGCCUCCAGAGCACAUCUUGAAGAGGGGUGACAGUGAGGCAGUGGCAUAUGCUUUCUUCCACCUGCAGCACUGGAAGAGGGCAGAGGGAGCCUUAAACUUACUACACUGCACCUGGGAGGGCACCUUCCGGAUAAUUCCCUACCCACUGGAGAAGGGUCACCUGUUUUACCCCUACCCAGGAUGCACAGAAACAGCAGAUAGGGAACUACUUCCCUCAUUCCACGAGGUGUCUGUGUACCCAAAGAAAGAGCUUCCCUUCUUUAUCCUCUUCACAGCAGGCCUUUGCUCCUUCACUGCCAUGCUGGCCAUGCUCACACAUCAGUUCCCUGAGCUCAUGGGUGUCUUUGCCAAAGCAUUCUUCAGCACACUCUUUGCACCUCUGGGUUUCUUCGCAGACAAGAUGGAAAGCUUCAUGCCGUCCAGUUUUUGGCACCAGCUGACUCGAAUCUGACCCCAUCACACACACACACACACACACACACACACACACACACACACACACACACACACACACACACACACACACGCACGCAGAGACAUACAUAUACACACUGAUACCACUCCAAACCCUCAGACAAAAAGUGUUUGCUCUCCUGUCUUCAGCAUUACUGUCCACUUGCUGCAUUGUUACUGAUUAUGUUGGCUGAGGUUGUAUCAACACAGCAAUACCACUCUUAAGAUGCUCUCCCACACUGUUCCAGCAGCCAGAGUUUUUCCAAGACCACAGUGAAUAGCAUUUGCAACGAUUUCACAGGGUCAUUCUUUUGUCAUUAUGUUAGCACUGGGCAAUUUGAAGUAUCCCACAAAGCCUGGUUGCAUAUUUUUUGUACAAAAAUCAAAUUAGGAAUUUGUCAGAGGCACUCCUCUGUUCUAUCACAGUAAUAAAUGAAAUCUUAAACACUGCAUGUUUUUGAUGCUCCUGUGACUACUGUCUAAUCAGAUGAGUUUGUUUUAACCAGUGUGUUACUGACAACAGGAAUCAGAAACAACAUGUGCAUGAAGGAUGUCUUUUGUAGAAUAUGUUUACCAAUAUUUACCAAUAUUCCUCUCUUUCUCCUGCUCAAUUAUUUAUGUGUAUCAAAAAGAUCCCAUCAGGUAUUUGGGAUGGUAACCUACAUGUCCUAUAUCAACCCUCAGUGCCCCGCAGACAUCCAGUGGGGCAGAUUUAAAAGUCUGUAAGGCCUCCUAAAAACAGAGCUGUGAUUUACAGCCUCAAAGUGCCUGCAGUGUAUACAACGCCUCUGCAGUUCAACAGUUGUUACCAUGGCAUGACACCUCAGCACUAUAUCACUGGGGCAACCGCCACCCCCGCAACAUCGAAAUGUAAAUGGGAUCAUCACUGGUCACAGUUAGGCCUCUCGUAGCAUAACUCAUUUCUGCUGAUUGCACUAUACAGAAUGUUAUAAGUCAGUGUGUUAGUCAACUUCUCAUGUCACCAAACAAAAAUGAAAGAGGCACACAUUGCAGUAGUCAUACUGAGAAUCAACUGGUACAGGCAAUGUAACUAUAUAGCUGUAAUACAGUGGUUCUAAAUACACUGUACCCCUGACAUUAACCCUGACGAGCCCUCAGAGAAGCAUUUGGAGAUACAGACAUGCACAGACGUACAAAAUAAGAAUUAUUUUACUUUCUAUGUACAAAAUUUCUUUGACUGUGUCUGUUCAUUUGGCCAGAAAUGGUACAUGUGUUGGUUUUACUGUAACUGGUUUAGUUCUGACAUUUUUUUUCCCUUUGUAAAAGAUUUACUCAUCUUUGUUUUGUCAAACUAAAUAGGCUGAGAUGCCAGUAUCACCUUGUCGUAAAGUAUAAUGUAAACACUGGCUGAUAAUGUAAUAACCUGUCGGAAAACAAAAUUGUAAUAAAGCCUGUAGAUGUAAUAUAUAUUCUUAUUAUCCGUGAAAAAUAUAAUGAUUGAAGUUUAUUAAAAAAUAAAACCUUAACAGUUCAAAAUAUGUUACAUCACUUAGUCGUGGAUGAUGAUAAUAUAAUGCCACAUCAUCCCAACUUUUUAUUACAGUAACAGGUUUAUUACAUUUUAAACCACUUAAAGGUCCAGUGUGUAGGAUUUAGUGGCAUCUAGUGGUGAAAUUGCAGUUUGCAACCAUUUGAAUGCCGCUCGCCUCACCCUCCCCUUCCAAGCGUGUAGGAGAAACUAUGGUGGCUGCAAAACUCGCAAAAAACUAAAAGCCCCUAUCUAGAACCUGUGUAUGGUUUGUCCAUUCUGGGCUACUGUAGAAACAUGGCGGUGCAACAUGGCAGCCUCCGUGGAAGGGGACCUGCUCUCUCUGUGAAUAUAAAUGGCUUAUUCUAAGGUAAUGAAAACACAACGAUUCUUAUUUUCAAGUGAUUAUACACUAAUGAAAAUAUGCAUAUUAUAUUCCAUUUCUGCCAAUAGCUUCUUCUAAAUGUUACACACUGGACCUUUAAGGCGGACAUGAUUACUAUACUUUGUCAAGUUAUGUUACUUGAUAGUAAUUGCAUUAUUGGCGCCUACAACAAUGCAGAGUUAUACUGACAACUCUUCAUUCCACAUGUAAAAAAAAAAAAAAAAAAAGGUAACAGUGCCUUUAGUACAUCACAAUUGUUAAACACACCAAUUUGGCAUUUACUGCUUCUACAAUAUUGAUGUCAAGUUUAGUAGCAACUCUGUUCAAUUUUUAUGGAUUCAUUUUCAUGAAUAGAUUAGCAUUACUAGAUAUAGCAGCCAAGCAACAACGGCAAACAUACUUGUGAAAAAGUAGAAGAGGGCAAGCUGGUUAUGAUGUAAUGACACAUAAAUGUGUUUUAUUACAGUAUGUUGCAAAAUUGUAAUUUUGAAUAACUCUACGCUAAACUACAAAGAUUCAGUUUCACAUUUUACUCUGGCCUGUAAUAUUUGUCUGUUUAAAUUUGGGACACUUGUCUAAGAAAUGUCUAAUUUUAUAGUGUGCAGCCGAAAUGUUAGAGUACAUGCUGAAGACAGGAGAAUGUUUGUAACUACCCUUGGAUGAGUUUGAAGGCAAAACUCAGAAUAAAUUACUCUUUCAGUGCAAUUUC